Suillus paluster is the source of this 1903-nucleotide messenger RNA. Its product is annotated as tRNA methyltransferase. NCBI's taxonomy places the organism in Eukaryota, Fungi, Basidiomycota, Agaricomycetes, Boletales, Suillaceae. The record is from RefSeq and is a predicted model, not a curated record. Gene Ontology annotation, biological process: tRNA N2-guanine methylation. Gene Ontology annotation, cellular component: nucleus. Bases 144 to 1847 code for a protein of 567 amino acids. The transcript has 14 exons. Gene Ontology annotation, molecular function: RNA binding.
CAUUCAAGAUAUUCAUCUUGGUAAUCUUCGGCAUCGUGAGGUCUCUACUCCUCGUUGUUAGCAGGCCUCUGCGCCUCGGAUUCAGCACUUCAAACUGUCGUCCACUACGGUCUGCAUUGUUGAUAUCACGCAAGAAGAGCACCAUGUCAGACGCUGGUAGCUCGUCUAUCACGGUACCCGAAGGGUUCACCCUCCACACGGAAAACACGUCGCACAUCUUGAUUUCAUCAAAGGAAGAGGCAUUUUUGAAUCCAGUUCAGGAAUUUAAUCGGGAUCUUAGCGUCGCGUGCAUCAGAGUAUGGAGUGAAGAACUAAACAGGGAGAAGGAAGCAAAGUGGAGGCAGGCUCAGGAGAGACGAGCGAAAAGGGAGGCAGAGGCAGAGGCGAAGACAGGACAACGGAAAGAGCAGAAGAAGGCAAAAACGGAAUCUGCUGAGCCGAGCAAUGGUCAGGAGGAUGAUUCACCAGGAGAUGUUCCUACUACCGGAAGUACAUCUGAAAGCAACAAACGAGACUAUCGGCCCCAUAAGUUCGUGCUGCUGGAAGCCUUGUCAGCAACUGGUCUUCGGUCCAUCCGCUAUGCAAAAGAAAUUCCUCUUGUGAGGUUCGUCAUUGCGAAUGACCUGUCUGCAUCUGCCACUGCUGCCAUGAAGAGAAAUGUAGAACUCAAUGGUCUUGGUCCUUCUCCUGAUCCAGCUGAGAGCGCAUCUACAUCGGAGCACCAGCCAAUCCCUGAUCGCGGAAAGGUGAGAAUCAACGAGGGUGAUGCAUGUGCACUCAUGUACAACCAUCGCACAGAGAAGACACGCGUCGAUGUUGUCGACCUAGACCCAUAUGGCACUGCUGCGCCUUUCAUUGACGGAGCCGUUCAGUGCAUCAAUGAUGGAGGACUCUUGUGUGUCACAUGCACAGACUUGUCAGUGCUAGCGACGACAAACUACCCUGAAAAGUGUUUCUCAAACUACGGUGGUAUUCCUGUCAAAGCGGAGUACUGCCAUGAGGCGGCACUUAGGCUCGUGUUAAACACACUGUCAACUUCUGCGGGUCGCUACGGAAGAUAUAUCGAACCCAUUCUAUCUCUUUCCAUCGAUUUUUACGUCCGCCUCUUCGCUGCCAGCAAAACGGCAAUGUAUUACAUCUGCCAGGGUUGCCAGUCAUUCUAUGAGCAGCCGUUGGGUCGGAUGGUUGAAAAAACUCACGAACGUUCAGGUAACGUAAAUAUCCUGUUCAAAACUCACGCAGGUCCUCCUGUCCCACAAAAAUGCACCGAGUGUGGCUCUGCAUUGCAUGUCGCUGGCCCGAUGUGGUCUGGUCCGUUGCACAAUAACGGCUUCAUUUCAAAAGUGCUUGAGCACUUGGAGGGCAACCAAGACAAAUAUGGCACAGCAGUCCGCAUGAAGGGAAUGCUUACAGUGGCCAACGAGGAGUUGCACGUCCCAUUCUACUUCACGCCAUCCCGGAUAGCUGGCCUCUUCCACUCGGUCUGUCCGCCUUUGGAUGAAGUGGCGUCUGCUCUGCUGAAUGCCGGUCACCACGUAUCACGUUCGCAUGCUUUACCCGGCUCUUUGAAAACUGGCGCAACACGCCAAGAUGUGCAUGACAUAUUCAGGUCCUGGGUGAAGAAACACCCCGUGAGAAUGGACAAGGUUUCCGAGACCUCACUCGCAAGGCAAUUACUCGCCAAGGAAGCGAGGGCGGAGGCUAAUUUCACGAGACACCCCCGCUCCGUAACGCAAGCAUCAAAAGUAAAGCUCGUCCGCUACCAACAAAACCCAACACCCAACUGGGGCCCCGGUACAAAAGCAGACUCCGGAACGAAGCGCAAACGCGAAACAGAAGAUGAAUAGCGAAUAAAUCUUGUAUGCACGCAUCGGUACAGCAAAUAUGCAUUGUAAAAAAGAUA